AUGGCAUCGCUCGAUAGAUCCCUACCAGAGAGACCAGGCGUAUGGGUGCAAGCAGCAAGGAGAGAAAUGAUAGAGAAUAAGACAAUCCAUGAGAUUGAUCUUAGUUCAGCUUCGUCUAUACAAGAAGAGCAAUACUUGAUGCUUCGCGUCCUGAGGAAAUCGCUCCCGUAUUACAGAUUGAGUCUAGCAAAGUUUGGAUUAGAUGAAUGGGCUAAAAAUGCAGCCAGUAUGUUGGAAAAAUGUCGCUCAUGGACAGAUUACCUUGAAAGCUUCUCCAGUGAACUGAAGGAGGGGACAUUUGCCUUACCUCGGUUCUAUCAAAAGCAGGUUGCUCACAUCCCGACGGAUGCCACGUUUCGGCCCAAUGUUGCAGUCAGUCCGCCUCGUAGAAGCGCUCGGCUGAAAGAUCUAGCAGCAGGCAUCAAAAAGCUUUCAUUUGAUGUACCCAGUGAGCCACCCAAUACGCCCAGGCCCAAGUCGCCCGGCGAGUUCAACGAUACACCCACGGUGGAAAGUGUCGCUAAGGAUACACCUCCCUGGGAACGGUCAUAUGGACCCCAAGAGCUUUUAGACCUCAACUACCCAAAGACUAAAGACGAGCAAAUCGUGAAUACAGCAUUGAUAGACUUUCUCAAUGCAUUCAUUAUCCAUCGUCGCUUCGGGUCUUAUUGGACGCUAUAUCGGAAGCCUUUCGUGGCCAGUUUUAGGCAUGGUUCCUUUGAAGCUCGUACGGACGGGUGUCUCGAAGGCGGGAAUUCGGAAACUUUGAAGACUUAUGCAAUCGUGGAAGUAAAGCCAAUGUUAAGGCGAAAACAAUUCGCACGCAUUGCAAUGCAGGAGGCAGCCGAAAUGGUUGCUUGGAUCAAAGCCGAGCCUGACCCUGCUGGCUUCAUAAGUAGUUGUGGCAGUCGUGUUUUGGUCUCCCAAGACCGACAUGAGAUUUACCUCACCUUUGCCGAGUACGGCGCGAAUUAUGUCAAGUAUUUAAACAACACACUGGGCCAGGAGGAAUCGCCUGAUUUUCUGACACUGCAUGAGUUCGGGCCUUGGGAUACUUGCAAAGCUGGGGAUAUGAAAGAUCUAGGCCGGAUUCUGCUCGCAAUUGCUUUAAGGGCUGAGACGGAGCGAUGUGAGUCGGCGCCUAAAAAAUGA
Messenger RNA from Aspergillus pseudonomiae, 1152 nucleotides. RefSeq lists its product as uncharacterized. Bases 1 to 1152 code for a protein of 383 amino acids. The transcript has 2 exons. The record is from RefSeq and is a predicted model, not a curated record. NCBI's taxonomy places the organism in Eukaryota, Fungi, Ascomycota, Eurotiomycetes, Eurotiales, Aspergillaceae.